Messenger RNA from Salvia miltiorrhiza (redroot sage), 3044 nucleotides. RefSeq lists its product as uncharacterized. The transcript has 2 exons. Bases 208 to 2946 code for a protein of 912 amino acids. NCBI's taxonomy places the organism in Eukaryota, Viridiplantae, Streptophyta, Magnoliopsida, Lamiales, Lamiaceae. The record is from RefSeq and is a predicted model, not a curated record.
UUAUUUGUAUUGUAUUAUUGCUUCGACAUUGGGGGGCCGGGUAGACCUAGUAUAGGCUUAGUAAAUUAGGACCACUAUGGUCACUAUAGUUGCUGGUAGAGUCGAGCACUUGGUAGUUAGGAUAGUGGGGUUAUGCUGUCGAAAUUUUGUUAGAUUUCAAGUAAUUUAUUAUAUUUUAUUUGUUUUUUUCAAUUAGAAUUUGCAAGAAUGAGUGAUAAUCGUACGUGGAUGUACGCGAGAUACAAUGAUCGUACCGCAUUUGAAACGGGGCUUGAGUUUUUCCUUGAGUGGGCGUUCAAUCAAACGGCGUACACAGAUGGACAAGGUAACAUUAGGUGCCCGUGUAAGAAGUGCAAGAAUCAAGCGUAUUUAGAUGUACCUACGGUCAGAGAACAUGUUAGUAGGCGUGGAUUUGUCCUGAAUUACAAAGUUUGGGUUUGUCACGGGGAAGCACCGCUGUCUAUGCCGAGAGAACAUGCUAUAAUGAAUGAGGAUGAUGGAUUAUACAAUAACUACGAAAGGAUGGUGCAUGAUCAUGCUGGACCUAGUAAUUAUCAAGAUCCUCCAAAUCUGGAGCAGCCGCCCAAUAAUGACGCUCAACAGAUUUAUAACAUGUUGGAUGCAGCGGAUACUCCAUUGUACGCAGGAUGUGACACGUACACACAAUUAAGUUGGAUGACUCAAUUCAUGAGCAUAAAGACUGAAAGCCACAUGUCAGAGAGGACUUACAAUCAGAUGUCUUCGAUGAUGAAAGCUGCUUUACCAGAGGGUAACAACUGUCCAGAAGACUUCUAUAGUACGAAAAGAAAUCUACGUGGUUUGGGUUUGCCAGUAGAGAAGAUCGAUUGCUGUGUUAAUAACUGCAUGUUGUAUUGGGGGGAAACUAGUGAGCUACAUAGUUGUAUGUUCUGUGACCAAUCACGAUAUAAGGACAGCUUGCGUGCAUCUGGGAGUCGCAGAAAGAAACAAGUGCCCGCCAAACAGAUGCACUAUUUUCCCUUGACGCCCCGAUUGCAGAGAUUGUUUGCAUCUCCUGCAACUGCUGAACAUAUGCGGUGGCAUGCGACCUCCACAGACGAUGGGAUAAUGCGCCACCCGGCCGACUCUCCGGCAUGGAAACAUUUGAAUUCAGUCUUUCCUGGAUUCGCCGAUGAGAUCAGAAAUGUGAGAUUGGGCCUCUCUACAGAUGGUUUUGCCCCAUUUGCACAAUCAGGGCGUCAAUAUUCUUCUUGGCCAGUUAUUGUCACGCCGUAUAACCUGCCUCCGUGGUUGUGCAUGAAAGAACAAUUCAUGUUCCUCACAGUCCUCGUGCCUGGCCCAUCAAACCCAAAGAUGAAGUUGGACGUAUUCUUACAGCCAUUGAUACACGAGUUAAAAUCUCUGUGGGAGGUUGGUGUGAACACUUACGACAUAUCGUUGAAGCAAAAUUUCCAGAUGCGAGCAGCUCUGAUAUGGACUAUCAGUGAUUUUCCAGCGUACGCUAUGUUGUCUGGGUGGGGUACAGCUGGGAAAUUGGCAUGUCCACAUUGCAUGGAGAAUACAGAAGCAUUCACUUUGCCGAUGAGUGGAAAACAAUCGUGGUUUGAUAAUCAUCGGAAGUUCUUACCUCCUAACCAUGUGUUUAGGAGAAACAAAACUUCAUUCUUAAGGAAUAAGACAUGCAAUGUUGGUCCACCAGAACAAAGAUCAGGAAUACAAAUCUUGAAUCAAAUCGAGGGGUUAGGCUUCGUGAAGGUUACCGAAGACUUCGAUGGCAGGAACGCUCAACUCGCCAAAUAUCAAGAUGUAGGGUGGAAAAAGAAAAGCAUAUUUUGGGAUCUACCCUAUUGGAGACAUCUUUUGAUUCGACAUAAUCUGGAUGUCAUGCACAUUGAGAAAAAUGUGUUUGAUAACGUGUUUAAUACUGUCCUGAAUGUGAAGGGGAAGACAAAAGAUACAGAAAAAUCUAGAGAAGAAUUGAACACCUUCUGCAAGCGGAAAGAGUUGAAGAAAGUGGAUGGAACUCGAGGGUAUCCGAAAGCAUGUUAUACGCUUGACAGAGAAGAGAAGAAGAUCUUACUUCAAUGGAUCAAGAGUCUUAAGUUUCCCGAUGGGUACGUGUCAAAUAUUAGUAGAUGCGUUGACAUGAACGCCCUGAAGAUGCACAACAUGAAAAGUCACGACUGUCACGUGUUCAUGCAAAUCCUUCUGCCUGUUGCAUUUAAAGAACUUCUUCCUAAGAAUGUUUGGGAGGCAAUUACAGAGUUAAGUUUCUUCUUCAGAGAAUUAACAUCCCGCAACGUGGCCAUAUAUGACAUGAGAAUACUGAGUGAGAAGAUAGCUGUUACUCUUUGCAAACUUGAGCGUAUCUUCCCUCCUAGUUUAUUUGAUUCAAUGGAGCACCUACCAGUUCAUUUGGCAGAUGAGGCACGAUUGGCUGGUCCAGUGCAAUAUCGGUGGAUGUAUCCUUUUGAAAGAUAUUUGAGGACAUUAAAAAAUCAUAUAAAAAACAAAGCCAAGGUUGAGGCGUCCAUCGCCAAUGCAUACUUACUUGCAGAAAUGUCAACCUUCUCUUCGUUUUACUUUGAAGAUCAAAUAUCUACAAAGUGGACAACUUUGCCUCGCAAUAUUGAGAUGCCCGUUGCUGAAAAUGAUGAUCCUCUUUGUCUCGCCAUAUUCAAACCUAUUGGGCGUUCACUUGGCCGAGGGACGAAGAGAUACAUGGAUGAGCGCGAAUGGCUUGCUGCACACAUGUAUAUUUUGAGCAAUUGUGCAGAGGUUGCAGAGACAUAUAGCAAGAUCUUCGAGGAGGAAAAACGAUAUGCAAAUCCUUACAUGACUGAUGCAGAGUUUGAAGUCGCGUUUCACAACGAGUUUAUUGUGUGGUUUAACCAUUACGUAAGAGACGAUAAAUUUAUGUUAAAUAUACAUUUACUUACUCUAAAAUUGGCUAGCAAACUUAAAUGAUAUUUGUGUGAAACAGGUUUGUCGUCCUUGUAACGACGAGUUGAACCCUUAUAUUAGGUCGCUUGCAGCUGGACCAUUAAGGGAGAUUGAAACAUACU